Messenger RNA from Abrus precatorius (Indian licorice), 5021 nucleotides. RefSeq lists its product as uncharacterized. The transcript has 6 exons. NCBI's taxonomy places the organism in Eukaryota, Viridiplantae, Streptophyta, Magnoliopsida, Fabales, Fabaceae. The record is from RefSeq and is a predicted model, not a curated record. The coding region runs from base 754 to 3699 and encodes 981 amino acids.
AAGUCCGACAAAGAGAGUCGGUGGAAGUCACACACAGCUAACCACACAAACAACUCUCUCUCUCUCUCUCACACUCUCUCUCUACUUUCCGUGUCGCCGUCGCUUCCGGCACUUCCUCCGCCGGGAAUGCCACGGUCGCCGGCCACCGGUCGUCGCGCCAGCUUUUUCGCCUCAGCCAAAUUUUCCGACCGAGAAGAUUCCGCUUUCGUGAUUUUCUUCCUUUUCGCUGUUUGGGAUUCGGGAAGAAUGUCCUUUCGCAUUUUCGGGGGCAAUUACUGUCAACAAUAUAACCUUCUCAUCACUCUGCGUUUCUUUCCAAAUCUGAACUGAACCAAAACCAACGGUUUUUAUUUUCAUUUGCCGACGCGUGUUUGUUGAUUUGAUUUUUCAUGUGAAUGCGCUCCUGUAUUUGAACAAUUUGUUUUCUCGUGCUUCGCGAAAGUUGUGUCUGUGUUCUCUGCUUACUCUCUUAUGUUCGUGUUUCUGUUUACUGAUAUUCAUUGCAAGAUUACACUACAUCAGGUCUAUAGUGCUUGUUCUUGUGUUUUCUAGGUAUACGUAAAGUAUUCCUUGUGUUCAUUGCGUUAGUGUUUGGAUCUUGUGUUUUUCUGUACUCGUGUUGAUUGGUUCUUCUUAUUUUAAUGGAUUUGUCUAAAUGUUCUUCAGCUUACAGAUCUCCCCAACUUACCCUGAUGUUGUGUACUUGUUGUGUGUGGGGAUUAAUGAUGGUGAUGUGUAUGUGCAGCUGUUGAAAUGAAUGGGGUGCAAAAUAGAAGGGUUCACAAUGUUGAGAAACCUUUUCCAGGAUGCUUGGGAAGAAUGGUGAACCUCUUUGAUUUGACUGGUGGUGUAAACGGAAACAAGCUUCUUACGGACAAGCCACAUCGUGAUGCAUCUUCACUUUCAAGAAGUCAGUCCGAUGUUGCUCGCAUCAUGAGUCCUCCGUUUGGUGGUCAGAUAGAGGAUAAGCUGAUUGUUUCCGACUCAAUGAGAGCUUCUUCAAAUAAGAAAGUAAAUGGAACACCCAUCAAGAUGCUCAUAGACCAAGAAAUGUCCAAAGAAGUUGUUUCCAAUUCCAAUCCACCAAAUUUAGUAGCAAAACUAAUGGGCCUUGAAGCCCUUCCACAGGGCGAACCUCAUUUAUCUGUGGACAGAAGCCAUAGAGAAGAUUAUUCUCAACAUAUUUGUGGUCAUUCAGGGUCACCAUUCAAACACUGGCAACUGCAAGAUAGGUUUAUGGACAAGGAAAUGCUUCAUGAAGUUCAUCUGAGCACAGAACAGAUUGCUUACAAGGAUAUAUAUGAAAUAUGGUUGCAAUCACAGAGAACAAGCAAUGUAAGAGACAAGACACCAGAGAGAGAAAAGUCGACUGAAGAUGUUAAUGGGAAGAAAAUGGCACUCAUUCGCCAGAAGUUCAUGGAAGCUAAACGUCUUUCAACAGAUGAGAGACUUAGGCAGUCCAAGGAGUUUGAUGAUGCCUUGGAAGUUUUAAGUUCCAAUAAUGAUCUAUUAAUCAGGUUAUUGGAUUCUCAAAAUCUUUAUGAACUUCAGCCUACUCCACUAGCAGAAACAAAGCGUAUUACUGUUCUUAAACCUUCAAAGAUGGUUGACAAUGAAAAACCUGGUGGAAAGGGGAAGAAAAAUGACAAACAGAUUAAGAAACCAGCAAAUGUUGGUGCUGCAUGGGAGAAAUGCAGUCCUGGAUAUUCUCCAGCUAGUCAGAAACUUGAUGAAUUUCCAGUUCAACCUACUCGAAUAGUGGUAUUGAAGCCUAGUAGCCCUGGGAAGACACAUGAGAUUAAGGCUGUGGUUUCACCAACAAUGUCAUCACCUCAAAAUCUGCAAAGUGGAAAUUUCUACCAGGAACCUGAAGAUGAUGAAGUGCUGCAAUCAAGAAAAGCGGCAAAUGAAAUUACAAAGCAAAUGCAUGGAAAUCUGAUGAGCCAUCAAAGAGACGAAACAUUGUAUUCUUCAGUAUUUUCCAAUGGCUAUGUUGGUGAUGAGAGUUCAUUCAACAAAUCAGAUCAUGAGUAUACUACAGGGAAUUUUAGUGAUUUGGAAGUAACGUCACCAUCUCCAAGGCAUUCUUGGGAUUAUAUCAAUCGCUGUGGCAGUCCUUUUUCUUCAUCAUCCUUCAGUCGUGCAUCUGGUUCUCCUGAAUCAUCAGUAUGCAGAGAAGCCAAGAAACGACUUUCUGAAAGAUGGGCCAUGAUGGCAUCAAAUAAGGGUCCUCAAGAGCAAAGACAUUUGCGGAGAAGCUCUACCUUGGGUGAGAUGCUUGCUCUUUCAGAUAUAAAGAAAUCUGUAAUAACUGAGGUUGAGGGUAUACAUAAAGAACAGGAACCAAGCGAAUCUGUGUCUUGCAGUCGAAAUUUCAAUGAUGAAAUAUGUGUGGAUGGUUCUCCUAAAAAUCUCCCCAGGUCAAAAUCUGUUCCUGCUGCUUCUACUGUCUAUGAAAAUGGGCUCAAUGUUGAAGUUUGUGAUAAUGAUGCUGGCAAAGCAUGUGGGUCCAAGGAGCUGACAAAGUCAAAGAGUAUGAAAUCAUCAUUUAAAGGAAAAGUUACAAGUUUCUUAUUCUCAAGGAAUAAGAAACCAACCAAGGAAAAAUCUUGUCUAUCUCAAUCUAAAGAUGAAUCCCAAUAUACCAUCGCUGAAACAUCAGCAUCUCCAGUAAAUUCGCCUGGAAUCCUUAGGGAUGAUGUGUCUCUAAGCUUUAACAGUGGAUCAUUUGGAGAGUGUUCUCUUCCAGCUCCAUAUGAAUCAUCGGGCAAAAUUUUAUCAGAUUCUAUCCCUAAUGGACAAGGUGUUAUACCUCUAGAGCCUGGAUUGACUGUGUCAAAGCCUGCAGUACCCAGGGUUUCUAGUGAAAACCAGGAUCAGCCUAGUCCAAUCUCAGUUCUAGAACCUCCAUUUGAAGAUGAUAAUGCUGCUCAUGAUUCCUUGGAUUGUGCGAAGGGUGGUCAGCUGGGAUCACGGGUGCCUCUGAAGUCUAAUUUAAUUGACAAAUCACCACCUAUAGAAUCAAUAGCACGGACCCUCUCAUGGGAUGCUUCUUGUGCAGAGGUAGCAAGUCCAUACCCAUUAAAUCCCUCAUUGGUUUCCUUAGACACCAAGGUAGAGGAUCAAGACUGGCUUGUCUUCGUUGAGAAACUACUAUCAGCAGCUGGAAUUGAUGAUCAAGUGCAAUCUGACUCGUUUUACUCUAGAUGGCAUUCCCUUGAAAGUCCAUUGGAUCCAUCGUUGAGGGACAAAUAUGCCAAUCUUAAUGACAAGGAGCCUCAGCAUCUCCAUGAGGCAAAACGAAGGCAGAGGAGAUCUAAUCAGAAGCUUGUAUUCGAUUGUGUCAAUGUUGCACUAAUAGAAAUUACUGGUUACGGCUCAGAGAAUUACUUAAUGUGCAGGUUGUGGAGUGGGGGCCACAGCAGGCUCCAAGUCCCAGAGGGUGCACCUCCCCCAUUGGUGGACCUUAUUGUGGCCCAGAUGGAGGAGUUAAUAUCCAGUGCGAUGAGGUCUACUUGGAGGAAUUGUGGGGACAGUAACAGCCUGGUGGUGGAGAGUGUUGUCAGAAAAGAGGUUGUGGGGAAAGGUUGGGUUGAGCUUAUGGGAUUAGAGAUGGAUAUUUUGGUGAAGGAUGUAGAGGGCAAGUUGCUAGAAGAACUUGUGGAGGAUGCGGUGGUUGAUUUGACAGGCAGGGCGUGAAUGGUUGAAUCCCUGAUAUGGCUUUCCGCUUUGUUUUUUUAAUAUUGUAACUCUAUUAUUGUUGUAUUCGAUUAUCAACGCAUGGCCCUACUUACCUAAUUUAUUAAAUUCUACUAAAAAAUUGUUUCAAUUUGCAGCUAUUUUAUUAACGAAUCUGUAACACAUUAAUUACUUAUGCAACUGCUUAAACUGAGAAUAUAAAGAAUUACACAGGUUAUAAAUGAUUAUGCCAGUGUGCAAUAUCAUGAAAUUGGAUUGUUUAUGUUUCACAAGACUAUCCGAUGAUAGAACACUGGAUGUCUUUUCCCCUUUUUCUUCCCCUGAAAAAGAAUAAUUUUGCUCUAUGGCAAAUAAGAAUUGACUAGCUGAAGUUUGGAUAGGUCAGAAGUUUGUUAGUGUGAUGUCUACAGAUGCCACAGCAAAAAAUCUCAAACUAAAACCUAACCCAGAAAAGGAAAUUCAGGUCUUGCAAUUGGCUACCCAGAAAAAGGUUGAAAGAGAAGAACAGCAAAAGUGGAUUGAUACACUGUAACAAGCUACAUUGCAAUAAGUGUGUAAUCUAAUUCAGCUCUGACAGUAGAAUAAAUUAGUAAUGCACACUCGAUUUUGAGUACUCAAUCAUCAACAUCUCAACGGUGAGUGUAUGUAUAUUUAUGGUCACGUAACAUUGUCAGAGUCUGUCUGAGAGGGUACAAAGGUGGCCAUAGCUGUGGGCCUGUGUUGCUGCACCAUCUGUACACUAUGUAUGGAACGAGGACCCACCAUAACCCCAAAAGAGGGUAAACAGUUCAAUCCUCUCUUUCAUGUCUCCCUCUUGUAAUGAUCUGCUGGCUCCCAUUAAAUCAUAAUGAAUGAUGAAUGAAUGGAUUGGAUUUGUGAUUCACAUGUCUCAACAUAUGGCCACACGAAUGAUGGCUUUUCCUUAGCCUAACCGUAUUCUAUUCCACGAUUUUAAUUUCCUAAAACCACAUAACAAAAGCUAAAUUGAGAGCAUGUUCAAUUUGCCUUUUCUAAAUGAAUUCAUACACAUCUUUUAGGAUGGCUGAUGCUAUACCAGUACUAUGUUACAAAAACGCAUGGCACCCACACCUUCCCACCAGCGUGCCCUUUUGCCCCAGCUGCUGUCUCCAAUCUUGUCAUUUAAGGAAAACCUAAAUUACUUUCCUCUCUUUUAUAUUUGAUCGGUUCAAACCAUAAUAGAAGAGAUAGGGACGAUUUUGUGAAAGUUUUAUGUUUUGUAUGUUUAAAUUCACAGAGAAUAAAAGCUUAUAUAUAGUUAGUUUUUACUAAAAGUAAUAUACAUAAUAUUAAAUGUUAUAAUU